CUCUCACUUCCCUUACACUCACACUCCUCCCCUACACACCUCUCACACACUCCACUCCUACCUCACCACCCCUGACACACACACACACACACACUCACCAUAAAACUACCUCAACCAAGAACCAACCAAAGUAUUGACCAACGAGAGCAACUUAGGUGCAGGGAGUUGACACAACCACACUUCGCCCUCCCACCCAUUAAUCAGCGUCACCUCCCUCCUUCAGGAUGGGUGGGUUGUCGUGGGUGCUGAUGGUCCUGGGUGUGGCUACCGUGGUGUGGUCGGACGAGUGUUCCCUCACUCCCGUUAUCCACAUCCUGUCUUACCCAGGCUGCGUCUCCAAGCCCAUUCCUUCCUUCGCCUGCCAGGGACGCUGUACCUCCUACGUCCAGGUAUCUGGCAGUAAGCUGUGGCAGACGGAGAGGUCAUGCAUGUGUUGCCAAGAGUCGGGGGAACGGGAAGCUUCUGUUGUAUUAAACUGUCCCAAAGUUCGCAAGGGUGAACCGACGCGGAGGAAGAUCUUGACACGGGCACCCAUUGACUGCAUGUGUCGUCCCUGCACAGACGUGGAGGAGGGCACUGUCCUGGCUCAAGAGAUCGCUAACUUCAUCCAUGAUUCACCCAUGGGCAAUGUUCCCUUCCUGAAAUAGAACCUUAAUCUCUUACUCCAUCCACACACACACACACACACACACACACACACACCAACACCCCUCUCCCCUGCUCAUUUUAUCCCUUAGGACUUCCCAAUCCAAUUGUUCACAAUUUAUCCUUAGUCUCACUCGCCACCCCUUAUUCCCUAACCUACUCCCUAUCCUGAUCCUAACUCCCCCACACUUACCCUAACUCCUUGUCUUGUACUUCACCACCAUCCCUGUUCUACAAUUUACUCCCCAACACUUCCCCUCAUUAUCCUUUUUAUCCAUCAACCCCAUUCUGCCACAUCCCUCGCUUAUUACCUAGUCCUUUGCACUUCUUCUCAAAUGCCAUCCAACCACCCCCCCCCACACACACACACAUACUCCACCUCCAUCCUUAUCACUAGUCCAGCCUUCAUUCCGCCCUUCAGACUGACAACUCAGUAUUUUAUGACCACUGGAAUGACACAGCUGUUAAAAAGUGUGAGACAGUAGCAGUAAUAAAAUAAAAUGAGGCAGCAGCACCAGCAGCAGCAGCAGCAGCAGCAGCAGCAGCAGCAGCAGAAAAGAUCUUGAUCUUGCAGUGGCAGCAGCACCAACAACAAAAAUAAUCGUGACCUAAAUUGAGUUCUAAAAAAUACAACUACAGUGACAACAAUACUGCAACAGCACUCCAUUUGACAAACUGGGGACAAGCAUAAGUUCAUCACAAGAACCUUUUCAACAGUUUAGUUUCAUUUCCUCGUCAUAACAAUAAAUGGCAGUGACAUGAACACCAAGUACUCUAUUCUUUGUUACUUAACUAACCUCUUCACAACUCCUUAUUUACACAAUAUUUAAAAAUAGAUCUCAAGGAAUGGAGGAAAAAGGUAUUUUGGGUUGUAAACAAAAUUAAGUAACACCUACCAAACAAUAGUCUCUGGUGUCUACUAACUAAAGUGUUCAGAUGUUCGUGCAACAUGUGUGAUCGGUAAUAACAAAAUACAUAGUCAUUUCCAUC
This is a messenger RNA of Homarus americanus (American lobster), 1635 nucleotides long. RefSeq names its product bursicon-like (gene Burs). Gene Ontology annotation, molecular function: BMP binding; receptor ligand activity. The record is from RefSeq and is a predicted model, not a curated record. Gene Ontology annotation, biological process: animal organ morphogenesis. Bases 225 to 647 code for a protein of 140 amino acids. The transcript has 3 exons. Lineage: Eukaryota; Metazoa; Arthropoda; Malacostraca; Decapoda; Nephropidae.